UGGGGUCUCGGCCCUGCCCUGCCCUGCCCGGCUCAGUCCGGCCCGCUGUCAGUUCUCGGCGCUCCUUCUCUUUCUGCUUCCCUUGCUUGGCCGCUGGCUGCGGGCCGGUGGAGCGACCCGGCGGUGGAGGGGCUUGCUUUAGCAGGGAGAGAUGAGCAGCAGCAGUAAUAAGAGAGCACCAACGACAGCAACACAGAGACUUAAACAAGACUACCUUCGAAUUAAGAAAGAUCCAGUGCCUUAUAUCUGUGCAGAACCCCUCCCAUCUAAUAUCCUUGAAUGGCACUAUGUUGUCCGGGGACCUGAAACAACUCCUUAUGAAGGUGGCUAUUAUCAUGGGAAACUAAUAUUCCCCAGAGAAUUUCCUUUUAAACCUCCUAGUAUUUAUAUGAUUACACCUAAUGGAAGGUUUAAGUGUAAUACAAGGUUAUGUCUUUCAAUCACUGAUUUCCACCCUGAUACAUGGAAUCCAGCUUGGUCAGUCUCAACCAUCCUGACAGGCCUCCUUAGUUUCAUGGUGGAAAAGGGUCCCACCCUGGGCAGCAUAGAGACUUCAGAGUUUGCAAAACGACAACUUGCUGCACAAAGCUUAGCAUUCAAUUUAAAAGAUAAAGUCUUCUGUGAGCUCUUCCCUGAAGUGGUGGAGGAGAUUAAACAAAAACAGAAAGCACAAGAAGAGCUCAACAGCAGACCUCCAUCCCUCCCUUUACCAGAUGUUGUCCCUGAUGGGGAAGCACACUACGGUCAGAAUGGAAUCCCCCUUCUUAACGGGCACGUUCCAUUGGCACCUGCCAACCACCCUGGCCUCCAGCAGGCCAACCGUAACCACGGACUCUUGGGUGGAGCUCUGGCGAACUUGUUUGUUAUAGUUGGUUUUGCAGCCUUUGCCUACACAGUCAAAUAUGUACUGAGAAGCAUAGCGCAAGAAUGAGGAGAAUAAAAUCCAAGACCAAAUUAGAUGUAGUUGCUGAGUGAGUGGGACUCUUUGGGCGUCUGACUUUUGACACUGGGAUAAACGUUUUGUGUUACCAAAUGACAGGUGAAAUCUUGGUUGGCUCACGUUUUGAGUUUGGGAAGUGGGAGUAUGUUCAGUUAGGCAGAAAACGAAACAAAGUUCUGCUCGCAGAUCCUGUUGUCAAGUCAAAGCAUUAUUGAUGAAACACCAACAUUUCUAGUGCUUUGAUUUUUAUAGCACUUCUCCAUCUGUUAUUUGAGAUUUGAAAACCUGAAGCAAAUAAAGCUUUUUACUUCAUUGAACAGUUUUUAAAGGUUCACACGUGGUGCAUAUCGUUUUAGUUUCAUUAGGGAAGAGUCUGUACACAAUUGGAGGUGAGUCAAGAUGAGGACUUGGUUCAUGUGAACGUGGAUGCUACAGAAGAUAGAUGUCUUCAUUUUUAUGAUAGAAUGAACAUCAUUGCAUAUCUAGUCAGUAGUGAUCAGAUGAGUUGGGAGAAUAACACCGUAUGUGUCUGAUGUGCUGUCUAAAUUGUCACUGUGUAAUUGGAGGUUUUAUUUGGGCUGCAGGGGGUGCAGUUGUCAGCCAGUAGGAAUGGUUAGCCUGAGAAAAGUGUCUGAAUUGCUCUUUAGUGGGAAUACAGCUGGGCAGUGUUGUUUUGGAUUCGUUCAUUUAGGGAUUUCCAUUUGGGGAAGUGUUACCUUUGAAAGCUGUAAUACUUUGUUGUGAUCACAAGGUGCCACUGUUGAAAAUAAAAGCUCACAGACCAAUGGAGAGUUGAUUACCAAUUGAGAACAUCUCUGGAACUGCUGGGUUUUAGACACUGAAGUAAACCCAACCCUUGUGAAGUCAGUCUUGUCUGAGUAACAGGUGAGCUGCUUCAGUGUCAGCUGCAUUAACCUGAAAUGUCACAAGAUGAAGGAAGUGAGCCCCUGGCAUUAGCUCUGCUUGCUUACUUGAGAAUGGGCCCAAAAAUCCCAGAGCAAUGCAAACAAACCCACAAAGCCCCAACUACUGAUUUUAUUUUAUUUUUUUCCUAAGUUUUUAGAAGCUUUUGGCUUCUAGUUCCGAGUUUGUCUCUAUUCCUCUUCUGCUGAUAGCAAUACUGUUUGUUGGUGAGAUUGCAGGAUUGUGAAUAAAACAGUGAAGCCUCGAGUAUAGUUUGAAAGCCUGAAGUGACUUUUUCAACUCAUCCUGCUUUUUUUUCCUGCUUACUUUCCUCUAAAUGCUUUUCCAGAGGUGAACAUACUGUGCCUUUUAGAAUUGGCAGUGAUGUCUUGUCUUCUGGGGAGGGUGCACUUGCUGUCAAUGGUACAAAAAAGGUGAUAGCAGGGUAAGAAGCUCCACCUCCAGCUGCUUUGUCUGUUAGCUGUUGUGAAGAGCCCAAUCAAUAUUACCUCAUGUACUUAAGAUCCUUUCUUUUUUUUUUUUAAACUGUUUUAUUUUCCCUUUCAGAUUCAUUCUCUCUCUGCUUCUCCUCGGUAUCUUGAACUGUAAGCAAAACUAAAUGAUAAACCCUUGAGCCAUGCAGUUUAGAGCUUCAGUAAACGUGACCAAUCCUCUGCAGUAGGUAGGAAUUAUCAAAGCUAGCAGGACAGCUCUACACUAAAGAAAUCUUCAAGUAGAUCUGAGAUAAGGGAGGGAGGGGAUGUGGAGAAGGCUGGGUUUUAAAAUGUAUUUAUAGGUAUUUUUUUUUUGAUUCUGUGGUUUUACCAAAUCUUAUUUAUAACUAAUUUGCCUCUUGUAUGUGCAUAAUCAGCUCUUGUGAAAGGAGAAACACCGAUUUUAUGUGCAUCUGGAAACAGUUCUGUCAGUGUGGAGGUACUGUGAAGGAAGGAGGGGUGUCGAGUCUUCCUUGCAGUGAUGGGGUUUUCCAGGUGGCUUGUCAGUGACUUUUAUUUAUAUCUUCUUCCUCAAAGCAGAUGGACCUUUAACUGAGGCUGUUCUGCCUCACGGAUCUUCGUAUCAUUCAGAUGUGUUUGUGUUCUCACAAUGCCUUUUUGUUUUUAACCAUUGACGUCGCCUGCAGACAAAAGCUUGUGAAUGGUUGUCUGUGUUUAUCUUAUGGAAAAUCUUUUGUCCACGUAACUGAAGACAAAGGCAAGGAGCCCUCGGGUAUGGUUAGAUGGCAUCUCUUGUGAAAUGUGCCUUGCCAAGGUGAAAGAAUGAGUAAAACUGGGAGAUGGCACAUCACAAAAUGUCUCUUAGGAGAAAGCAACAAGCAGUUGGCACUAAGCUAUGCAUGAGCAUCUGCAGGUGGGUCCCUUGUUUUUAAGAAGUGCCACAACUGGAAGCAGAAAACAGCCUCUUGUUAAACCCUGGAGAUGCUGCACCUUCUGUGAGGAUUGGCUUCGUUUAAAACAAACACAACAAAAGAAACCCCAAAACCUUACUUUGCAUUUGCAGUUUCUCUUCAGUACCCUGGAUUCAGAGAGAUUGGACAGUCGUUUUGGGUGCUAUUUGUUGAAAGCUAGGAGCAAUAUCUGACUGAAUCCUUGCACUUCUAGCUUUACAAAAUGUCCAUAGGUGUCCUUGCUCCUUGCCUUUGGUAACAGAAGACUUAUUCCCUUUUGUGUAGUUUGUCAUUUUGUUCUUUUUCUUUUUUUAAGGCAUUUAUAAUAAGAUGCAGUAUCUGAUCUUUUUGUUACCAAAGUCAGUAGGUGGAGUAAACCAGUCUUUGCCGUGCAAAAAUGUUACCAUGCCCUGAAGCAGUGCAUUACUUGAUGUAAUAAAAGCUGUCCCUCAGUGUGUGAUAUUGGAACGAAUGGUUGCCCCUUCACUUUCAUGCUGCAAUUUCAUAGAUUGCUGUAAGACGGUAAGGAAGUUUUGCAACUUGAAUUGUGAGGCAUCUCAACGAUGGCCUUUAAAGAUCUCGUGACUUUUAACGAUCCUGGAUUUAUGUGUAGUCUUUUCUCCCCCCCCGAAAUUUCAAGGUCACAGGAAUUACCUCACUUCAAGCAUGUACUGAGGAGUAGAAACGGCUGCAUUGUAAAGUUGUUUGUUCAUAAUAAACAUUCAUGAUAAAAUUUAAA
Messenger RNA from Centrocercus urophasianus (Greater sage-grouse), 3987 nucleotides. RefSeq names its product ubiquitin conjugating enzyme E2 J2 (gene UBE2J2). The record is from RefSeq and is a predicted model, not a curated record. The transcript is spliced from 7 exons. NCBI's taxonomy places the organism in Eukaryota, Metazoa, Chordata, Aves, Galliformes, Phasianidae. The coding region runs from base 152 to 931 and encodes 259 amino acids.